This is a messenger RNA of Oryzias melastigma (Indian medaka), 9160 nucleotides long. Its product is annotated as Down syndrome cell adhesion molecule-like protein 1 homolog. Gene Ontology annotation, biological process: axon guidance; dendrite self-avoidance; homophilic cell-cell adhesion. Lineage: Eukaryota; Metazoa; Chordata; Actinopteri; Beloniformes; Adrianichthyidae. Bases 254 to 6607 code for a protein of 2117 amino acids. Gene Ontology annotation, cellular component: plasma membrane; axon. Gene Ontology annotation, molecular function: cell-cell adhesion mediator activity. The transcript is spliced from 33 exons. The record is from RefSeq and is a predicted model, not a curated record.
CACUUCAUCCGAUUUAGCGCAAGGAGUCUCGGUCGUCAGGGCGCACAGGUGGGCGCGCUCUCCAUGGUGCCAGCAGCUCGGCCUGCGCUGCGCCUUUGCGCACACUAACCCAGUUUGGAAAGAAGUGGACCCAAAACGCACCGUUCCCUUCCUAAACUGCCCUCCUGUUUAGUUCUGAUUUGUCGGUCGGCAGCAUUUGAUUUGGAAAAAUGAAUUUGCACGGGCGGUAAUCUUUGGGAAGAGAGGAGGGGACAUGGGCGGGGCCGAGGCGCCUCUCGUUUCCCCUCCAUGCAUAGCGGGGCAGCAGGGCUGGAAAGAGCUCCGGGGAGCAAAGUCGCCCGUCCAGCACGGAGACCUGCCUGGCCAGAAGAACGCGCCUCACACUCACCAGGAUUGCCAAAUAUUCCUGAAAAAUAUACCUGCUAUUUAUGGCAUGUGGCUUGUAACUUUACUCCUGCUGUACUCUCUCCAGGAAGUACACAGUGAGGAUGUGGGCUCUACCAGGCUGUACUUUGUGAAUGCCUCCCUGCAGAAGAUAACCUACUCCAGCUCAGUGGGGGUGUCCCUGCCCUGUCCUGCAGGGGGCACCCCCAGUGCCAUUCUGCGCUGGUACCUGGCCACCGGCGACGACAUUUACGACGUGCCCCACAUCCGCCAUGUGCACGCCAACGGUACUCUCCAACUGUACCCUUUCUCGCCCUCCGCCUACAACAGCUACAUCCAUGACAACGACUACUUCUGCACCGCCGAAAACCAGGCGGGCAAAAUCCGCAGCCCCAACAUCCGCAUCAAAGCCGUUUUCAGGGAGCCCUACACUGUGCGGGUGUCGGACCAGCGCUCAUUGAGGGGCAACGUAGCUGUUUUCAAGUGCCUCAUCCCUGCUGCCGUGCAGGAGUACGUCAGCGUUGUAUCCUGGGAAAGAGACACUGUUUCCAUAGCUCCAGGUAACAGAUUCUCGCUGACCUCCUUUGGAGCUCUUUACAUCUCUGACGUUCAGAAAGAGGAUGCCCUCUCCACAUAUCGGUGCAUCACCAAGCAUAAGUACAGUGGCGAGACGCGGCAAAGCAAUGGAGCUAGGUUGUCAGUAAUGGACCCCAAUGAGUCCUCACCCACUAUCCUGGAUAGUUUCCAAGCAGGAGAAGUGCAUGCAGGCCAGAGCAUCGAGCUCCCCUGCAUAGCAGGUGGUUAUCCUACACCCACUGUGCGCUGGCUGAAAGAUGGUCGCCCGCUGCCUUCAGAUGCCCGCUGGACACGGCGCUUGACAGGGUUGACCAUCAGUGACCUGAGGCAGGAGGACAGCGGCAGCUACGCCUGCGAGGUCACCAACAGCUUUGGCUCCAAGGAGGUGUCUGGACAGCUUCACGUUAUCGAUCCUCUGCGGGUGACCUUGUCUCCGAAGAAUUUAAAAACGGGCAUCAGCAGCACACUGUUCUUCACGUGCACUGUGGAGGGCUCUCCAGAAUACACCAUCACCUGGUACAGGAACACAGAGCCCAUCGUCCCAGACCAGCACAUCUCCAUCCAGGGACAACACAACGACACUCUCCAGAUCACUGCUGCUCAGAAGUUCCACUCUGGAGCCUACCAGUGCUUUGCAUCCCGAAAGGGCCACACUGCUCAGGACUUUUCCAUUAUUUUACUAGAGGAUGGUACUCCUCGAAUUGUGUCUUCCUUCAGCGAGCGGGUGGUGAACCCCGGUGAGCCUUUCUCCCUCAUGUGUGCCGCCAAAGGAGCCCCGCCCCCUUCAAUCACUUGGACAUUGGACGAUGAGCCCGUGGUGCGAGAUUCCACCUACAAAACCAGCCAGUACACUUUGUCAGAUGGCCUGACGGUGUCGCACGUCAACGUCAGCAGCCCGCUCAUCCGGGAUGGAGGAGUGUAUCGUUGCGUCGCACGCAACUCGGCCGGUAGCGCCGAGUACCAAGCGCGCAUAAACGUAAGAGGUCCACCUCGAAUAAGACCCAUGCGAGAUAUCACUGCAGUGGCGGGCAGAAACACCUAUAUCACAUGCCGGGUGAUUGGGUACCCGUAUUAUUCCAUAAAGUGGUUGAAAGACGGCAUGCAGCUACCUGAUAAUCAUCGUCAAAUGGUGUUUGAGAAUGGCACCCUGAGGCUUACAGACGUGCAGAAGGGCGCUGACGAGGGGACGUACUUGUGUAGUGUUUUGAUCCAGCCCCAGGUCUCAAUUAACCAGACCGUCCACGUCACUGUCAAAGUGCCACCGCUCAUCCAGCCAUUCGAUAUCCCCUCUACCUCAGUGGGGAAGCUCAUGUACAUUGCCUGCGUGGUGUCUUCUGGGGACAUGCCCAUACGCAUCACUUGGCACAAAGACGGUCAGCUCAUCGUGCCAGGCUACGCCUCUGGCGUCGGAAUUGAGACCAAAGAGUUCAUGAGCUCCCUGCAGAUCUCCAAGGUGACACUGAAGCACAACGGGAACUACACCUGCAUCGCUAGCAACGCCGCCGCCACAGUCAGCUGGGAGAGGCAGCUGAUUGUUACUGUGCCACCACGUUUUGUGGUGCAGCCUAACAACCAGGACUGCAUAUAUGGAAAGGCCGGAGUCCUGAACUGCUCAGUAGAAGGUUAUCCACCUCCAAAAGUCAUGUGGAAACACGCUAAAGGAGUUGGAAACCCACAGCAAUACCAUCCAGUUCCACUCACUGGCCGCAUCCAGAUCAUGACAAAUGGCUCUUUGCUUAUUCGACAUGUUCUUGAGGAAGACAGAGGGUACUACCUCUGUCAGGCCUCUAAUGGUGUGGGCUCAGACAUCAGUAAAAGCAUGAUCCUCACUGUCAAGAUUCCUGCCAUGAUCACCAGCCACCCCAACACCACCAUGGCAAGAAAGGGCCAAACCAAGGAGCUGAACUGCACAGCACGAGGCGAGCAGCCUAUUAUUAUCCGCUGGGAGAGAGGGGACACAGUCAUUGAUGCAGAGAGAAACCCCCGGUACUCCAUCACCAUUAACAAGAAGGGUGAUGAAGUCAUCUCCACCCUAAAGUUGAAUCCAGCCGAACGGGGAGACUCCGUUUUCUUCUCCUGCCAUGCCAUAAACUCCUAUGGAGAAGGCCGAGGGCUCAUCCAGCUUACAGUACAAGAACCACCAGAUCCUCCUGAGCUGGAAGUCAGAGAGGUGAAGGACCGGAGCAUGAACCUGCGCUGGAUCCAAAGGUUUGAUGGCAACAGCAUCAUUACCAGUUAUGACAUUGAGUACAAGAACAAGUCAGACUCCUGGGACCACAUGUACACCACCAGGAACAUUUCUCCAACGAACAACCAAGCCAACAUCGUGGAGUUGCACCCUGCCUGUGUCUACAGCAUCCGCAUGUAUUCCUACAACAAGAUCGGACGAAGCUCACCAAGCAAAGAGCUCACCAUCAGUACAGAGGAAGCACCUCCUGACGGGCCACCAAUGGAUGUCAUCCUCCAACCAAUGACAUCUCAGAGCAUCAGAGUGACAUGGAGGGCGCCAAAGAAGGAGCUGCAGAACGGUGUGAUCCGAGGUUAUCAGAUCGGAUACAGAGAAAACGGCCCCGGUAGCAACGGCCAGUACAGCAUAGUGGAGAUGAAAGCUACGGGUGACAGUGAAGUGUACACUCUGGACAACCUAAAGAAGUUUGCUCAGUACGGGGUGGUGGUCCAGGCUUUCAACAGAGCCGGGACAGGCCCGUCCAGCACGGAGAUUAACGCCACCACGCUGGAAGACGUCCCCAGUGAGCCCCCCCAGAACGUGAGAGCCAUCUCAGUCACGUCGGACGAAGCGGUGAUCACGUGGUCUGAGCCUCCACGGCUGACGCUCCACGGCGUCCUGAAGGGCUACCGGGUCGUGUUUUGGUCCCUCUUCCCUGACGGAGGUGGGUGCUGUGGGGGCCCGGCCCAGUGGCCAAUGCAGAAAUGGGGCGAGAUGCAGAACAUCACCACCACGCGUGAGCAGGUGGAGCUGCGAGGGCUUGAGAAGUUCACCAACUACAGCGUGCAGGUGCUGGCCUACACACAGGCGGGGGACGGGGUCCGCAGCAACGUCCUGUACAUCCAGACCCGCGAGGACCUUCCCGGUCCACCAGCUGGCAUCAAGGCUGUUCCUUCGUCUCCGAACAGUGUGGUGGUAUCCUGGUUACCUCCUCUUAAGCCUAAUGGUGUCAUCCGCAAGUACACAAUCUACUGCUCCAGUCCCGGGUCUGGACAGCCUGCGCCCAGCGAGUAUGAGGCCAACCCAGAGAUGCUCUUCUAUCGCAUCACGCACCUCAGCCGGGGUAAACAAUACCACAUCUGGGCGGCCGCCGUGACAACUGCCGGCCGAGGCAACAUUAGCGCAAAGGUCACAGUGGAACCUGCUGGGAAAGUUCCAGCUAAGAUCCUGUCCUUUGGGGGCACAGUGACCACACCGUGGAUGAAGGAAGUGCGUCUGCCGUGCGCAUCGGUCGGAGAGCCCGCCCCCACCAUUAAAUGGACCAAAGAUAGCGAGGACUCAGCCAUUCCUGUGACAGCAGACAGCCAGAAACAGAUCCUAUCCAACGGCACUCUGGUGCUGCGCUCAGUCAAAGCCGAGGAUUCUGGGUAUUACACCUGUACUGCCACUAACACCCUGGGCUUUGACACCAUUAUAGUGAAUCUGGUGGUUCAAGUUCCUCCUGAUCAGCCUCGACUGACUGUAUCCACCACUUCCACCUCCUCCAUCACCUUGGCUUGGAUUCCUGGAGACAACGGAGGAAGCUCCAUUAGAGGGUUUGUGCUGCAGUAUUCUGUGGACAACACAGAGGAGUGGAGGGACGUGUUCAUCAGCUCCACGGAGCGCUCGUUCAGGCUGGACAAUCUCCGCUGUGGAACGUGGUACAAAGUCAAGCUGGCUGCCAAGAACAGCGUGGGCUCCGGACGCAUCAGCGAGAUCAUUGAGGCCAAGACUCACGGGAGAGAACCGGUGUUCAACAAGGACCAGCCGCUGCUCACUCACAUUAACUCCACCCAUGCGGGACUAAACCUGCAGGGUUGGACCAGCGGCGGCUGCCCCAUCACCGACCUGAUGCUGGACUUCAGGCCCAAAGGCACGUGGGCCUGGCAGAGCCUCAAAGCCAACUCCACCUCUCAGCUGUUCCUCAGUGAGCUCCGCGAGGCUACGUGGUACGAGCUGAAGAUGAAGGCCUGUAACAGCGCCGGCUGCGGAAACCAGACCUCCCAGUUUGCCACGACAGACUACGAUGGAAGUACCAUCCCUCCAAUUAAGUCUGCCCGUGGAGAGGGUGAUGACGUGAAGAAGCUGUUCUCCAUCGGCUCUCCUGUCAUUCUCGUUACCAUAGGCGUCGCUUUGCUUUUUAUUAUCCGCAAGAAACGUAAGGAGAAGAGGCUGAAACGGCUCAGAGAUGCUAAGAGUCUGGCUGAGAUGCUGAUCAGCAAGAACAACCGCAGCAUUGACACCCCCGUGAAGGGGCCCCCCCAGGGGCCGAGGCUCCAUAUAGACAUCCCACGAGUUCAGCUGCUCAUCGAAGACAAGGAGGGCAUCAAGCAGAUAGCAGGAGAGGACAAGGCGGCGGUGCCGGUGACGGACACGGAGUUCAGCCAAUCGGUGAAUCCGCAGAACUUCUGCACAGGCGUUUCUCUGCACCACCAGGCCCUCAUCCAGAACUCAGGGCCUCUGAUCGACAUGUCAGACAUCCGGCCUGGAACGAAUCCUGUGUCCAGAAAAAGCAUCAAGUCAGCUCACAGCUCCAGAAACAGAUAUUCCAGCCAGUGGACUCUCAGCCGGCCGACUCAGAGCCAUUCCACGGCCUCAGCACGAACCUUGACCUCCGACUGGCGGACAAUGGGCUCCCAUGGCAUCACGGCCACAGAGAGCGACAGCUACAGCGCCAGUCUUUCCCAAGAUACAGAUAAGGGGCGGAACAGCAUGGUGUCCACGGAGAGCGCCUCAUCCACCUACGAGGAGCUGGCGCGAGCCUACGAGCACGCCAAGCUAGAGGAGCACCUGCAGCACGCCAAGUUCACCAUCACAGAAUGUUUCAUCUCCGACAGCUCGUCCGACCAAAUGACCACGGGCACCAACGACCCGGCAGACAGCAUGACCUCCCUCAGCACGCCGUCUGAACCAGGCAUCUGCCGCUUUACCGCCUCGCCGCCCAAACCGCAGGACUAUGACCGCGGUAAGAACGUGGCAGUGCCCAUCCCCCACCGCGCCAACAAAAGUGAAUUCUGUAAUUUACCCCUCUACAUGAAGACAGACCCGUUUUUCCGAAAGCAAGGGGAGCUGCACGACCCGUGCCCGGCAGUACCGCCACGGGAAGCCUCGAUCCGCAGCCUGGCGCAGCGGGCGUAUCACACCCAGGGCCGCCACAAGACUCUAGACCCUUCCAAGCAGCAGACCCUGACGCUGGGCCAUUCUGGGCUGGGCAGUUUGGGCGCGAGCUCGGGCACUGCCACCUUACCACAGAGGACUCUCACCAUGCCCAGCUCCAACAACGCAGCGACAGCUUCCACCUCCAGCACGAGCAGCAACCCCUCCAACAGUAACAAGGUGGGGGGCUCCAGGGACUCGCUGCUGGAGAGUAGCUCCUCUGCACUGGGGAGACUGCAAAAACAGAGUGUGGGAGCCUACUCCAAGUCGUACACACUUGUGUAGACCGUCCUCCUGCACAGACUGCUGCUUCAGCCGGCUCAUCCGACGAGUCUGGGCCAGAAUGGGCCUUCUUUCUUGAAACCAAACUGAUGGUGACCUGCCCCGAGCUUUCCUUGGGAGAGGCACUCCCACCACAGAGACCCAGCUAACCCUUCUUUUCAUACUCACAUGGGACUCUUUCUAACUAACUCCUACUAACAGUUCCAGCAGGCUGGCGCUCAGCUCCACUCACUUCUUGCAGGAGAGGCCCGGCAAACUAAAGCAGGAAGGGAUUUCUGCUGUCAUUUGGGAAAUACAGAUUAUAUUUGAGGACCUUCUGUGUUCAUGAUGAAGACUACAGUAUGAAGCUGUCAUCAUGUUUCUCAUAAACACACACACGCGCUGUCCUCCAUGCUUCAUUAUUAUCGAUUUGCAAGACUUCAAGUUUAGUUCUCUAAUUCUCGCUGUCUGUCGACUUCUCUGUGUCUCUUUGAGUCCAAAACUAUCGUUCUCUUUUCACAAUGACUCCAAAAGAUUCUCCACAGUGCAGCAGAACGGUGUCGUCACUGAAACCAUUCCAACCGAACCAGCCGUAGUUUCUCAUACGACAAACAGAGAAUAUUUGGUAUGAUAAAGAUAUAUAUUUCUAUGUAGGUAUAUUAUUGACAUGUACGUGAAAUGAUGAGGAAAAUUAUAAAUUUUAUGUACUACAAUAGUGUGGUAGCAUAUGCAGCAAUUUACUGUUAAUGUUCAAAUUUUAAGGAGACAAUCGCUCAAUGAUUAGAAUUUAAAACAGAGAAAUUUUAAAAAGCAGAAAUAUAAAUACGGGAUAUUCUGUUGUAUGUUGAGAGAAUAGCCGAACAGCGCGUCCCUGGGUUGGACGGUUGUAUGAGUUGUGAGUGUUUUGGUUGUACUGACUCUAGUUAGGCCUGCGUUGGAGAGCAUGGCCUCACUUUCAAAGUUUUAUCUCAGAUCAAAGCCGAUUCUCAGAGGAUCCCCUGCUGCAGUGGUCGCCUAUGUUGAGCCGCCCUCGGUUAGUGUCAGUGACUGUAUAUGGAGAGCUGGACUGAGCAGGUGUGAUGUCAUCCAUUCAAAAAAUGCCUUACUUCCUGCUUCAGUGAAAUAAAGCCAAUUCAGUCCCCAUGUCGGAGCCAGAUGACAGUGAUUGGUCUGAGUUUCUAUGGCAACUACUGGAAGGCCACACCCCUUCCACUGAAAGUAGGCUUAAGGAGAAUCUGUCAAUUUGGUCAGUUUAUUAACUUGUGUUAAAGGAAAAUAUGAAAAAAAAAUAGGAUUUGCAUGAAGAUGUUAAGAAAAAUGUAUCAGGGAAAGAAUAAUUAGUGUCAAAUGAAGUCUUUGGGAUUUAGGCUUCUUGGAACCAGCAGGUACUUCCAGUUUGGAACGCGAGGGCGGCACUCAGUCCAGUUCUCUAUAUACAGUCAAUGGUUAGUAUUAGUGAACUGUGCCACAAGCCAACCUUUGGGACAAAGGGUCAACUAUUUGAAGGAAUGCCAAUCAUGAUGUGAAUGGAGGUAAAAUAUGGAGAGAUGUUAUAUGUCAGGGAGUUCACUUUAAAAAAAAUGCUAUAACGUUGACUGAAUUGAUAUCUUUAUUAUCGUCCUGUCUGAAGUACUGUAAAUGUCCCGACUCUCUAUCUCCAUAGCCCUUUGAGCUGUUGUACACUGACACAAAAACCUAUUGGAAUGGCUGCUUUUGAAGCAUCCCAUCAUAGUGUUUUGUGAUUUGUAUUUUUUUUAUCCAUUUGAUUGUUUCUUUUUUGGGGGGUGGGGAGAGGAGGAUCUGUUAGUUUCUUCCUUUAUAACGAUUUGUAAAGGGAGGCGUUUUAUUUUCAGAGCUCUGAGGCCUGUAUUGUUCCACUGAGUGAAAUCAGGCUCGUAGCUCUCCGGGCCAUCAAACCUUCUACUGUACUGUGUAUAUACUGGAAUGGAACCUGAAGAAUUUCGGCUUCUGUCGCUGUCCCACAUUCAGCCAAACUAAAAAAUAAAAAGUCACCUCCUAAUCAUAGCAGACCCAUCAUCUGUACCUACAUCAGUGUUGUUUAUAGAUUAAGCUUUGUACAUAAAACACAGUUUUGUAUGAAGAGCUAUUUUCGUCAGAAUAAACCGGGGGGACGCGUCAGGGUCGAAUGUGUCCCACUUUCCAAUUUCAAACCGGCAUCAAAAUUGAAAUAUUAAAACAACGUUUUUCUUUCCCCUUAUGUUUUGAUACAAAUUUGUUGAAUUUUUAUUCUGUUUUUUUUAAGUCGUUUGAUGUUGUCAUUUGUCCUGUUUACUUUUUUUAUUCUAAUUCUUUUGUAUUUUACUCAUCCACAGUCAUUGCAUGCCUGCUAAAAGGGAAAUUUUGAUGGAAAAAGAUGUCUGAAAAUCAAAAACAACAAAAAAACUAAAAAAAAAAAAAAAAAAAAAAUCAACAACAAUGUUGAGGGUAUCCCAAACAUUUCUUUGAGUUGCUUGUUACAGCAAUUGCUUGUGUUCAAAGGUACAUUUUCUAUGAAAAGAAAGCAAAGACUAAAAAGUUCAUUCUAACACCUUGUGCAAUAAAGCUAUCUUUCAUAAA